CCUUGGGACCGUUACGGCCACACCCGCCCCCCCCCCCCGCGUUGUUGUCCGUCCUGCGUGGCAGCAUGCGAGCGUUGGCCGUGCAUCCAUCCUCUUUGCGCCGCUAUCCCGAAGCCGGCUGCCGACUUCAUCCGUCAACAAACAAUCCGUCUCGACGGUUUCUUCACCCUCUUCGCUUCGAGCACGCCGGCCAGACACGAGCGGCAAGCUUUGGAGGGGCAUUCAUGGCAUCGCUGAGGGGCGUUGCAACCCUCUCACAGUCCAGACCCGCCCCCGCAUUUGUACCUCCCGAAUGCUUCCCUCGCCCCUCGACCAACCACCCAACUCCCAACCAUGGACGACGGCUACCAUGACGACAUCGCGGACGCGUAUAAUACCGCGCCCACAAAGCCCGCCUUCGUCCUCGCCGCCCUGAACCCUGCCGCGCACAAGGUCCUCCAUCACCCGAGGAACGCCCACCUCCGCUACCCGCCCGACAACCCUUACGGCCUCUGGCUCAGCUUCGCCGACCCUCAAAAGCAACAAUGCACGCUGGGCAAGGGAGACACCGAUAUCCAUCUUCCCGACUCGAAGUCUGGCAGCAAAGGCUCGCCUCAUAUCCUGCCCAUCCAUGCGUCCUUCCAAGUCAUCGAGGAUACAGGCGCCGUCUUGCUCUGGGACCACUCUGGCAACGGCAGCGUCGAGCCACUCCCACACCUCAACUCAUACACCGUCAAGUUUCGCUCCAAUGCCAAGUCGGUCCUUGUCGCCCAGGGCAUCAACUCGAGGAUAGCCUUCGGCAAAGACCAGUGGUACCAGUUCGAGAUACAAUGGCAGUCGGACGGGCUAUAUGGGUUCCCCAAGGAUGAGCCCUAUAGGAUGGGACCGAGUAACGCGCGAGUGAAGAAGUACGUCAUGGGCAGGGAGGUCGGCGCCGGCUCGUACGGCUCUGUGUCGUGGGUGUUGGAUGCGACUAGCGGCAAGAUCAUCGCCGUCAAGAAAUUCCACAAGCUCUCGGGCAAGAACCUGGAGUUUGCGACAAGGGAGAUGACCAACCUCUUCAAGAUCAACAGGGACGACUCGAUAAAGCAUGAACACAUCCUCCAAAUUCUCGACUGUGCUGGCGGUGGGAAAGCCGACGACUGGGGCGAAAUAUUCAUGCCGCUCAUGCAAGGGAACCUCAAAUCCCUGGUCGAGAGGUACACCGACCCGGCCGAACACGCCGCCCUGUCCGACGUCGUUCUGCGCCAGAUGCUCCUCGCGCUACAGUGCAUCGCCUCCCACAAGAUCAUUCAUCGCGACGUCAAGCCCGAGAAUAUCUUGUAUGACUCCGAUGCCGCAGGGAACUACCGCUUCUGUCUUGGUGACUUUGGCUUAUCAAACGACCCGGAGCUGGCCCGCACCGCCGCCGGUACCGAACCAUUCAUGGCCCCCGAGGUAUUCGGCCGGAAACGCCAAACCUCAAAGGUGGACAUCUGGUCACUGUUCGCCACUGUCGUGUGGACGCGCACGCCCCAGUUCCGGCGGGACUGCUCGCAGAUGCACGCGCCGGACCUGCAUGGCUGGCUGGUGUCUCUAUCCAAGGCCCACGAGUACGCGAGCAUGCAACGAAUGGCAAGCAUCGACCCGAAGAGGAGGCCAUCGGCGACGGAGCAACUGGCCAUCCUGGACGGUCAUUUCGACGACCAUGCCAGCGUGCGGAGUUAUGGGAGUACGAGCGGGGACGAGAUAGGCGAGGAUUUGAGCGCCCGGUUUUCGAACGUUAUGAAUUUACGGGAUAACACGCCCGGCCUGACGUAUGGUUCCGGCAGUUCGGAGCCGGUCACGUCACCCGAAGUGCCAUACUAUGAGCCGUACGUCAGUGGGAUUUUCGAGGCCCAUUUCCCGGGCCAGGCAGGGCCAAGUAAGGGUUACAUGCCACCGUCGCCGGGUCCGGAGGAGGCCCCGCGGGAUUAUGGGGUGAGUCCCUCAUCCGUUCCAGUUCUCAUCCGCGACCCGGUUUCUGACGUUCAAUAGCAAUGGGUUCGACCCUACGAGAACCCAUAUGGGCCACCCGUCAGCCAAAAUAGCGGGAGCGGGACCGCCGUUCCAGAUACCUGGACGGCAGUUGCCCCGACCACGAUUGAUACUGAUGAGGAGCCACCAAGGAGGAGGCCGAAAGGGAAGAACAGGUCUUAGAUACCUUCACGCUCGGUGAUCACGUUUCUUUUCUUGUGCAUUGCAUGUAUUUGGGGAUAUCAUGACCGAGGUCGGGGCCGGGCGCAUAUUUCACGCUUCACGCUUUUAUGAGGGGUCCGCCUCACUGAUUACUGUGAUGGCUAGAGGAGAGUGGGGGAAUAGGGGCUACCUGUAGAGGUAAUUACUUACGUUUAUGCUCACCGAGAUGGCCGGGCAAAUGGCUCAGCCUGAGAGGUUCCUUGGUUGCAUCGAGUCUCGAACAUACAGCUAGAUCGCAGCCCAUGAGUCGUAUCCCAAACUGAUUCGCACG
Molecule: messenger RNA, 2467 nt
Organism: Chaetomium fimeti
Lineage: Eukaryota; Fungi; Ascomycota; Sordariomycetes; Sordariales; Chaetomiaceae
Product: kinase-like domain-containing protein
Exons: 2
Coding region: 334-1995 (553 amino acids)
Biological process (GO): mitotic DNA damage checkpoint signaling; protein phosphorylation
Cellular component (GO): cytoplasm; nucleus
Molecular function (GO): ATP binding; protein serine/threonine kinase activity
Source: RefSeq, a predicted model, not a curated record